GCCUUUUGUUCUCAUCUGCUUCCCUGGCGCUGUCAGCUGAGCUGCUGGUAGUAACUGAAUCGGCUGUGAAUAUUUUUCAUUGUUAUGGAAAGCAUUCAGUUUUAAAAUCCAAUUUCUUUACUAACCGUUAGUUCUGGCUGUUUACAUUUUCUCAGGAUCUCUGUAUCAUCUGAAAUCUGGAUUGGUGAUUCAUUCAUGAUUCAACUGUCUAUGCCUGUACAAUCACAAGGCAUUUUCUAAGGCUCAUCAUUAUUGGACACUCUGUGGAAAAAGAGAACAGAAGCAUCGACAUAUCAAAGCCAGCAGUACCCUUUGAAUUUAUAUCGUCAGAGGCUUGAUCAAACUGGAUAAUAAGGAAUCCAAAUGCAUAAUGCAUUAAUCAUAUUAUUUUUCAGAGAAGAUGUAAAAUGAAACAAAAAUAUUAGCAUUAAAGGUAUGUGUUCUGCCAAUGGAUUAGCUGCCAAUGAAGAAAUAAAUUUGGGAUUGAAUCUAAUUUACUUUGGAGUACUUCCUACCUGGGAUUUAUAUUAGGACAAUUCGAUUUUAGAAACAAUUCGGGAAAAAAAUUCUAGUAGCAAAAGAAGGAUACAUCACAUAAUGUAAAUACUUAUAUUUGUGAUUUGGCCUGCUCUUUUUUUUUGCACCCGCCCUGAAUUUCUAUGACAAAGCUCACAAGGUAUAUCAACGCUGGUUGCUAAGAUGCAGAGCGAGUCAUUUGAAGAAAACAGAUUGAAAAGAUUCCACAUGUGAUUCCUUUGUCUGCUAUAUGUAUUUGGAAUGCACUGACUUGUAUGGUUCCCUGUAAGCUGCUAGAUACUGGAGCUGGGUAGAUUUUUCUUUUCUGAAGAAGUAUACAUGCCAUGGACAUUCCAAGCAUUCCUUCGACUUUAACUUGCUGAUCUGCAUACCCCUGUGCCUUGGUCCUGGAGUUUUCCCUUACUUGUACUUGUUUUUGUACUUUUGCAUCAACAUUGUAGAAAUUUUGUCUCAUUCUUAAUUCUCGGGAUCCUAAAUUAGACAUAAAACAGCACAUAUUGACUUUUGAAUGAAAAGCUUUGAAGUGGCAUAUUGAAUUUUAUCAAACUAUUCAGCAAUGUGGUCAGCACAGCUUCUACUGUUCAUGAUUCUCACAGAACCGAUGUCGUAUGGUGAGUGCUUAUCUUUUAGUCGUGCACCAAUUCCAAUGGCAGUUGUUAGAAGAGAACUCUCUUGUGAAAGUUACCCUAUAGAGCUACGCUGCCCAGGAACAGACGUUAUCAUGAUUGAAAGUGCCAACUAUGGUAGGACUGAUGAUAAAAUAUGUGAUUCUGAUCCUGCUCAGAUGGAAAAUACCCGCUGUUAUCUUCCAGAUGCCUAUAAAAUUAUGUCUCAGAGAUGCAAUAACCGUACACAGUGUGCCGUUGUAGCUGGGCCUGAUGUGUUUCCUGAUCCAUGUCCCGGGACAUAUAAAUAUCUUGAAGUUCAGUAUGAAUGUGUUCCUUACAAGGUGGAACAAAGAGUUUUUCUUUGCCCUGGAUUGGUAAGAGCUGUUCACCAGAGCGAGCAUUUAUUUGAGUCUGAUCAUCAGUCUGGUGCUUGGUGCAAAGAUCCCCUGCAAGCCUCUGAUAAAAUAUAUUACAUGCCUUGGACACCAUACAGAACUGAUACAUUAAUAGAGUACUCUUCCAAAGAUGACUUUAUUGCUGGAAGACCAACAACAACGUAUAAGCUUCCUCACAGGGUUGAUGGUACAGGGUUUGUAGUUUAUGAUGGAGCUCUAUUUUUCAAUAAAGAACGUACCAGGAAUAUUGUGAAGUUUGACCUUAGGACACGAAUAAAGAGUGGAGAAGCCAUUAUCGCUAGUGCAAAUUAUCAUGACACAUCUCCUUAUAGGUGGGGGGGGAAAUCAGAUAUAGACCUUGCAGUGGAUGAGAAUGGACUGUGGGUCAUCUAUGCAACAGAACAGAAUAAUGGAAAAAUUGUCAUAAGCCAAUUAAACCCUUACACAUUAAGAAUUGAAGGAACAUGGGACACAACCUACGAUAAAAGAUCAGCUUCUAAUGCAUUUAUGAUCUGUGGAAUUCUGUACGUGGUAAAGUCAGUUUAUGAAGAUGAUGAUAACGAAGCAACUGGAAAUAAGAUUGACUAUACUUACAAUACUGAUCAAAAUAAAGAUGAAUAUGUAGAUAUACCUUUUCCAAACUCAUAUCAAUAUAUUGCAGCUGUGGAUUAUAAUCCAAGAGACAACCUUCUAUAUGUCUGGAAUAAUUAUCAUGUGGUCAAAUAUUCUUUGGAUUUUGGAACCAUUGAUGGUAAAUCAGGUCACAUUUCUUAUCUUGUUCCCUCAAAUCGUCUAGAUUCGGAUAUUGAGAAGAUAUCAGAAAAAGAAAUAUUUCCAUCUAAAUCAUUUACAGUGGGUAGUACUAUAGCUAGUACAACACAAUGGACUGUAACAACAAACAUGGGAAGAGCAACAGCUAUAUCAAUAUUUAACCAAAGAAAUCAAAGCACCACUACAUUAUCCUUGAUGAGUGACGUUCCUAUUGAAUUUAUAACUGAUCCGGCUACUGCUGCAUCGCCAGCUAUUGCAACAGAAAGUUGUGAGGCCUCAGAGGCACGUGAAAUCAUGUGGUUUAAGACUCGACAAGGACAAAUUGCAAAACAGCCAUGUCCCUUGGGCACUAUUGGUGUGGCAACAUUCAUUUGUUUGACUCCUGGGGGUAUAUGGAAUCCACGUGGUCCUGACCUCAGCAACUGCUCAUCUCCAUGGAUCAGUCACAUUGGGCAAAAGCUGAAGUCUCUAGAAACUGCUGCCAAUAUUGCAAGAGAGCUUGCGGAGCACACAAAAGGGCAUCUGAAUGCUGGCGACAUUACAUAUUCCAUUCGAGCCAUGGAUCAGUUGGUUGAUUUACUGGAUGUUCAGCUGAGGAAUUUGACACCUGGAGGAAAAGAUAGUGCAGCAAGAAGUCUAAAUAAGCUGCAAAAACGAGAACGCUCAUGCAGAGCUUAUGUCCAGGCAAUGGUCGAAACUGUAAAUAACCUUCUUCAGCCACAUGCUCAUAAUGCAUGGCAAGACUUAUCUACAAGUGAUCAAAUCCGUGCUGCCACCUUGUUACUUGACAUAGUUGAAGAAGGAGCUUUUGUGUUGGCAGAUAAUCUUCUGAAAACUGACAUUGUACGAGAGAACUCAGAUAACAUCCAACUUGAAGUUGCCCGGCUAAGCACCGAUGUCAGUUUGGAAGACCUGAAAUUUCCACAGAAGUUGGGGCAUGGCAGUUCUAUUCAACUAUCAUCAAAUACUCUUCGACAAAAUGGACGAAAUGGAGAGAUAAGGGUCGCAUUUGCCCUUUAUAAUAAUUUGGGACAAUAUUUAUCUACAGAGAAUUCCAGCAUAAAGUUAGAAACUGAAUCUCUGAACACAAAUUAUACAGUUAUUGUCAAUUCACCCAUCAUUACAGCAGCUGUUUAUAAAGAAUCCAGUAGCAAGCUCUACUUGGCAGACCCAGUUGUGUUUACUGUAAAGCACAUCAAGCAGUCAGAAGAUAAUUUUAACCCUAACUGUUCAUUCUGGAGCUAUUCGAAAACCAACAUGUCUGGAUAUUGGUCAACACAAGGCUGUAGACUUCUGACAACAAACAAGACACAUACAAUAUGUUCUUGUAAUCAUUUAACCAAUUUUGCAGUUCUUAUGGCUCAUAUUGAGGCUAAGCACACUGAUAUGGUUCAUGAUAUACUCCUAGAUGUUAUCACAUGGAUUGGAAUUUUACUUUCUCUCGUCUGUUUACUUAUCUGCAUCUUCACCUUCUGUUUUUUCCGUGGCCUUCAGAGUGAUCGUAACACUAUUCAUAAAAAUCUUUGCAUUAGCCUUUUUGUCGCAGAACUUCUUUUCCUUAUUGGGAUCAACAGGACAGAUCAGCCGAUUGCAUGUGCUGUUUUUGCUGCACUGCUUCAUUUCUUCUUCUUGGCUGCUUUUACAUGGAUGUUCCUGGAAGGUGUACAGCUUUACAUCAUGCUGGUUGAAGUUUUUGAAAGUGAGCAUUCAAGAAAAAGAUAUUUUUAUCUGGUAGGCUAUGGCAUGCCUGCUUUGAUUGUAUCUGUUUCAGCAGCAGUAGACUACAGAAGCUAUGGAACGGAUAAAGUGUGCUGGCUGCGACUUGACACGUACUUUAUUUGGAGCUUUAUAGGACCAGCAACACUCAUAAUUAUGCUCAAUGUAAUAUUUCUUGGGAUUGCUCUUUACAAAAUGUUUCAUCAUACUGCCAUACUAAAACCUGAAACAGGCUGUCUUGACAACAUCAAAUCUUGGGUUAUAGGAGCUAUAGCUCUGCUUUGUCUAUUAGGACUUACCUGGGCAUUUGGACUAAUGUAUAUUAAUGAGAGCACAGUUAUAAUGGCAUAUCUCUUCACUAUAUUCAAUUCUCUGCAGGGAAUGUUUAUUUUCAUUUUCCACUGUGUUCUCCAAAAGAAGGUGAGAAAAGAAUAUGGAAAAUGCUUACGUACACAUUGUUGUAGUAGUAAAAGUUCAGAAAACUCUUCUGGUUCUACAAAAGCAUCCAUAUCUCGAAAUCCAGGAAGAUAUUCCACUGGCUCACAGAGUCGAAUUCGACGGAUGUGGAAUGACACUGUUAGAAAGCAAUCCGAGUCUUCCUUUAUUACUGGAGAAAUAAAUAGUUCAGCAUCUCUGAACAGAGGAGUCAUGGCUAAUCAUCUUAUUACCAAUGCUCUACUUCGUCCUCAUGGCACUAACAAUCCUUAUAAUACUUUGCUGGGGGAAUCUGCGGUCUAUAACAACACUUCUGUCAGCUUGUACAACACACAAGAGGGACUUCUGAACAAUGCCAGAGAUACAAAUAUUAUGGAUACUCUACCACUGAAUGGUAACCAUGGGAACAGCUAUAAUAUUGAAAGAGGAGAACACAUAAGUGACUGUGUACAGAUUAUUGACCGUGGAUUUAAACACAAAGAAACUGCCUUAGGGAGAAAGAUUUUAAUAGAGCUUACGUCAAAUUAUAUACCAUCAUAUAUGAGCAAUCAUGAACGCCCAUGUGAACAAAGUAGGAAUAUGUUGAACAAACUGGAAAAAAAUAUUACUAAAGAAGAGAAAACUAUUAUCCUUGAUGAUUCCAAUUCUUUUACUUAUGAUGAGAAUCUAGGCAUAGAACUUAUACAUGGGGAUUCUGAUGCACCUUUACUGCAACCACAUGUUUACACAACUAAGAGAUCGACCGCACCAGAAAACAAUGAGAGUUUUUACCCAGUGCUGAGUAAAGAGCACAGUGAUGAAAUGCAGCCACCCAGCAGGGAUUUAAUCUAUGCCAGUAUGCCUGUAAUAACUAGCAAAAUUGCCCAAGAUGUAAUUAAAUCUAUCCCUCAGACUGAUAUUUCCCUCACUAAAUCUGAGACAGAGGAUAUUUACUAUAAAAGCAUGCCAAACCUUGGCUCCAGAAAUCACAUAUAUCCGCUUCACACCUAUUAUCCAUUACUUCAAGGAAGUAUUGAUGGUUUUAUAGUUCCACCAUUUAACGGCGCACCCCCCCCGAAUAACAAUUGCAAAGGACCACCUCAUUUGGUUACAAGUCUAUAGGACAUAUAGGCUGUAAAAGUUGAACUCAAACAAAGUAGAUGGUUUAUCUUACUGAUCCAUUAUAAACGGUGGUAAUACUGUGUGUGCUCCUAAAUUUCUCUGUUUUAAUAACUCAGAUUAUUUUUUAACAAUUUUUUAGUCAUGCCUAAAUUGUU
Xenopus laevis (African clawed frog) is the source of this 5718-nucleotide messenger RNA. It is a transcript of the gene adgrl3.S, whose product is annotated as adhesion G protein-coupled receptor L3 S homeolog. The coding region runs from base 1094 to 5563 and encodes 1489 amino acids. NCBI's taxonomy places the organism in Eukaryota, Metazoa, Chordata, Amphibia, Anura, Pipidae. The record is from RefSeq and is a predicted model, not a curated record. The transcript has 26 exons.